Molecule: messenger RNA, 1993 nt
Organism: Talpa occidentalis (Iberian mole)
Lineage: Eukaryota; Metazoa; Chordata; Mammalia; Eulipotyphla; Talpidae
Product: zinc finger protein 17-like
Exons: 1
Coding region: 121-693 (190 amino acids)
Biological process (GO): regulation of transcription by RNA polymerase II
Molecular function (GO): RNA polymerase II cis-regulatory region sequence-specific DNA binding; DNA-binding transcription factor activity, RNA polymerase II-specific
Source: RefSeq, a predicted model, not a curated record
AGUGCAGCGAAUGUGGAAAGUUCUUUCGGUACAGCUUCACCCUCAAGAGGCCAGAGAGCCCACGCUGGAGAAAGGCCUUACGCGUGCAGCGCGUGUGGGAAGUGCUUCACAGACAGCGCGAUGCUCGUCGUCCACCAGAGGGUCCACACGAGGGGCAGGCGCUUUGAGUGCAGCGCCUGUGGGACGUUCUUUCGGUACAGCUCCACCCUGGAGAGGCACCGCAGGGCGCACACCGGGGCGAGGCCCUACGAGUGCGGCGAAUGCGGGAAAUUCUUUAGGCACAACUCCAAUUACAUCAGACACCGGAGGAAUCACACGGGACAGAGGCCUUAUCGGUGCGGCGCCUGCGGGCGGCUCUUCAGCCAGAACGCCCGCCUCCUUCGGCAUCAGACUGUCCACACCAGGGAGAAGACGUACGCGUGCAGCGAGUGCGGGAAGCGCUUCACGGACAGCUGCACGCUCGGCAUUCACCAGAGAGUGCACACCGGGGAGCGGCCUUACGGGUGCGGGAAGCUCUUCAGGUACAACUCCAGCCUCAUCAAGCAUCGGAGGGUUCACACCGGGGAGAAGCCGUACAAGUGUGUCAGCUGUGGGAGAGGCUUCAGCCAGCACUCCCACCUCCUCCGUCACCGGGAGGUCCACAGCAAGGAGUACUGGAAAGGGGGCGCCGCCGCUGAGAAAAGUCUGCCCUGAUUCCGUGCGGGCAGGGCGCGCGGUGCGGCCUUGUGUGUGCGUCCCGGCUGCGCGUGCGCCACGCGGGGCUGCCCGUGCUGACCGCACCUGGGUAGUCACGCGCGGGCUCGCUGUUUGCACAGAGACCCGGAGUCUUCACCUCCCAGAACUGAAACUGCCCAUUGAACUGUUCACUCCCUCAUGCCCUGCCCACCACCGUUCUGCGUUCCGUCUAGGAACGUGACCCCCCUGGGCACCUCAUGUAAGAAAACCAGAGCGCGCACCUGCCUGCUCGCUUUCCCCCGCUCUGACGUGGUCCAGCUGCGCGCAUGUCGGCGCUCGGGUCAGAUGGGUGAGCAGCCUGCAUGGGUGAGCAGCGCGCCCUCGGGCCGCGCCCUUCCUCCAGCGCUGGGCGCUCACGGCGUCUACCUCUCACUGUGUCCAGCUCUCGCUGUGUCCAGCUCUCGCGGCGUCCAGCUCUCGCGGCGUGAUGGACACCGGCAGGAGCGUGACUGCGCGAAGUUCCUUCAGGCUCUGCUUCCACUGCUGUGAACACUCUCCCAAGGGGCUUGAGGUGUCACGGCAUUGCUUUUACUGGCAUUUUGCUAAGGACUAACGACGCUGCCCGUCUCUCCGUCUGCCGGUUUGUUGGCUCUUGGGAGUCCGGACAGCUGUGUGCGUGACUCGCUGUCCCUGGAGAAGCAUCUCCGGCUUUCACGCGCCACGUCUUUCCUCCCAGCGGGGCCGAGUUCUUGACCUGCAUGAAGCCUCCUGCUUACAGCGUGCGACGGGACGCGUUGUGCCGUGUGACUCCAGGGUGACGGCAUCGCCCAGUCUGUGCUCACCAGCACAUGUCCCCCUCGUUUCCCUUACCCCUUUUCCUUCCCUCCCCGCCGCACCCACCUUGCCUUCCUGCCAAACCUCCGGCGUGUGUCUUCAUCAAUUACUUUGCGUUUUCUAGAAUUUGAUGUACCUGGGCCCCACGCUGUAGACUUCUGGCUGCUUUCCUCAAGCAUAAGAUGCCAGACUUACAGCUAAUAGUUUCUAGGUCACGGGGUACAUGCUUAGUAACGUAAGGGGAAAUACGGGCUGGGACGUCAUUGGUUUAUGUGAAAGAAAUGACACGCGUCCCAGUCAUGUUUUCUGAUGAUUGGUCGUUGCCUGAUGAUGCAUCAUUUUGAAUGAUUGCUUGUGAAAUUCCCUGCAGUCAGUCUUCCUUCGAUUACCAUCGUAACUUCCGCAGUAGCGCCGUCUCAUUUCAUCCUUUGUCCGUUGCACAGUCAUUAACGGGACCGGACUCCACAGCAGUGACAGGAACUAG